CCCCCCACUUCCACCCUUCUCUCUGCGCCCCCCCCCCGUCUCCUCAUUCCGCGAUGCCGCCGCGCAGGAAGCUUCAGCCUCAGUCGCGGCCGAGCGCGAAGCGCGGCCGCCGGGGGAGCGCGGGGCGAGCCCGAGCCCAGGAGCUGCACGGGGAGUCCGGGGAGGAUGCGGGGGAGGAGGAGGCCCACAACGCGGCCCCGGAGACGCCGUUCGGGCCCCGGGAGACGGUGCUGCUGAAAGGGGCUCAAGUGUCCGGGCAGCUGCUGAUCUGCGGAGCGACCAAUUGGGACCUGAUUGGCCGCAAGGAUGUGCCCAAACAACAUGUUGCCUACAAGAACCUGGGAGUUUCCCUGUGGGGGCCGCACCGCUACGGCUGUCUGGCCAAGGUGCAUGUGAGCAGUGUGGUGUCGGGCCCAACGGCCUGCCACUGUCUGCUUCUCACCGAUCUCGGGCAGGUCUACACAUGGGGCCGAGGAGAUAAAGGCCAGCUGGGGCACGGGGACUUGAAGCGCGUGGAGGCCCCGCGGCCUGUGGACGCGCUCUUCAAGUUCACGGUCGUGGCGGCAGCGUGUGGGCGGAGCCACACUCUCUGCAUUACCGAGACUGGGGUGGUGCUGGCGUUUGGAGAAAAUCACCUGGGACAGCUGGGGCUCGGCACAAAGAGUAACGCCAUGCCAACGCCCAAGCAGAUUGUGUACAGCGGACAGCCGGUGGUAAAGGUGGCUUGUGGAGCGGAGUUCAGCAUGCUGGUGGACUGCAAGGGUAAUCUGUACUCAUUCGGCUGCCCAGAGUAUGGACAGCUGGGCCACAACACGGACGGCCGCUUCCUCGCGUGCGCCAACCGGCUGGAGUUUGUGUGCGAGUUGGCACCGCGCCGCGUGCUAGUGUUCACGGAGCGCACGCGUGACGGGAAGGUGAACACCGUGCCGGCCGUGUGCGUCACCGACAUCGCCUGCGGGUCCAACCACACGCUGGUGCGAGACAGCCAGCGCCGUGUGUUCUCCUGGGGAUUCGGAGGCUACGGUCGGCUCGGCCACUCAGAGCAGAAGGACGAGAUGCUGCCUCGACUCGUCAAGAUGUUUGACUUCCCCGGCCGGGGCGCCGCGAGCGUGCAUGCCGGCUGCAGCUGCUCCUUCGCCAUCAUCGAGACUGGGGCACUCUAUUUCUGGGGUACCUCAAGCACCAUGCGCGAGUCCACCAUGUACCCCAAGCCCGUGAUGGACCUCGCCGGAUGGAAGAUACGCAGUCUGGCAUGCGGGAAGAGCAGCGUUAUGGUGGCGGCUGAUGAGAGUACCAUCAGCUGGGGUCCAUCUCCUGCUUUUGGGGAACUGGGGUAUGGUGACGGAAAACAGAAAUCAUCUACCAUUGCCAAGGAGGUGAAGCCCUUGGAUGGUAUCUACAUUGAGCAGGUGGCCAUGGGGCUUUCCUUCACGCUAAUGGUUGCCCGGGAUAAAGGAGAGGAUGACGAGCAACGGAUCUUGAAGCUGCCCGAGUACAACCCCCGCGACUUGUAGCUGCUCCCAGAGCUGCCGCAUGAGCCACUCUCCGCAUGAGGGCCUUCUCCAUAAUUACUAAUUACAAAUAAUUACUGGCCACCCAGCACAGCCUCUCAGCAUGUGGGGAAGGCCCUCAUGUUGCCAAAUUUGUCUGGAUUAAUUAGAAAUAAUUACUACAAUUGUUUAUCUUUAAUGUCAAUAAGAAUGAGAUAUCAAUAUGUGUAUGCAUGCUGUGUGUACACACGUAAUGGCCUGGAUCUCUUGGUCUCUCUGGCUUCGUCUACAUUAUGAAAGCGGUGAUUCUUCACAUCCUGCUUUCUUAUGUGAUAUCUAUACAUUCCAGAGGCCUUGAAGUGUUUUUUCGCAGUUGAUAAACAUUGCAAAAAAAAGUGAUAGUUUUCAAAGUGUUAGAUGUCAUAUACAGGUAUUUGCAAAUUGGGUGAGAGUGGUUGGUGAGAGGUUUUUAUUGUUCCCUUGCUGUUAUGACCUUGGACCAGUUAAUAUUCUUGUGUUUAGACCACGUGGUGGCAUAUAUUGACGUGCUACAGAUUUUAUGAAGACCUGAUGUUUAGCGUUGUUUUAUAAUGUAACGGAGUGCCUUUGCACGUCGCUCCUAGGCAGCUCUAGAAUUCAUCGUUUUCAACUCAGGGUUUUGUACGUGACUGGCGGCGGAACACGGCAGCUCUCUGUGGCCUUACUCCCAUCGCUAUUCGCUGUGCGUUUCAUUCAGGAGUGACUUGUUACGGUGUGGAAUGAGGUGACGAAAUGUACCGAAGAGUCAAAGGGGAAGAACUCUUACCCAACCGUGCAGCCCAUGGCGUUCCCCGACUAUGCAGGGAAGGCCCAGAUGUUGCCACUGGUGUCAAGACAGGACAUCGUUUUUUUGGCCUUGAUAAGUCUGCUAAGUACAGCCAGUCUGACUCAACUGUGAGACACCAUCGGUUUCUACAUCCAACAUUGAUCAUUCACAGUCUUUUGUCAAUCCACUGCUGGAUGAAGGCCUCCUCAUGCAGUGUCGGUUAUACUUCACACUGAUCAGUGCGGCUUGGUGGAAGAGGGAACCCAGGACCAGAACAGAUAUCACCAUUGAUGCUGUAAAUCAAACUGAGGUCACUGGGUUCAUAGCACAAUGUGUUAACUACUGUGACACCAUUCCAUCUUCUGGCAUUAGGAGACGGCUGCAUUACCAGUGCUGCACAUACCCAUCAGCAGCUUACCAUAUAAGAAUAAAUAGACUUUAAUUCAGCUAAAGGCUGAACAUUGCCAGGACAGAUCCAGCAUUAAUGUUAAUGCUACGCCCCAAAGAGGCUAAAUGGCAGUGUACACACAUUUAAUUACUCGUGUAAGAAUAUUUUCAGGUUAUAUGUGUUGCCUGUACUUGACCCCUUCACAAGAUAUCGCUUACAUUCACUGCAAUGUUUAAAAAUGAUUGAAUCGUGACUCCUAUUCACAAUUCGUUAAAUUGCAAUGGGUUUUUUUGUUAUUGCACCCUAAGACUAUCCCUUAGGAUAAGACCAGGGGGGGGGUGUAAUUCAUAAGGGUAGUCAGGGCUUGCUAGGGGGAGUGCACAGGGUACAACAAUACUUCACAAUGAAUGUAGACCACAGCCGUCGCUCAUUUUGGUAUUUUGGCAAUUGCAAUUUGAAAUGUGACAGACAUGGAUGCGUUGUUGGGUUUAAACUUUAAUAAAUGUGUUUUUUGUACUUUCACAGAA
Lethenteron reissneri (Far Eastern brook lamprey) is the source of this 3210-nucleotide messenger RNA. Its product is annotated as protein RCC2-like. The record is from RefSeq and is a predicted model, not a curated record. Gene Ontology annotation, biological process: negative regulation of GTPase activity. Gene Ontology annotation, cellular component: membrane. Lineage: Eukaryota; Metazoa; Chordata; Hyperoartia; Petromyzontiformes; Petromyzontidae. Gene Ontology annotation, molecular function: small GTPase binding.